UUUAUUUAUAAUAUAUAUUUUUCUUUUUAUACAUAUUACCUGGAAUUUAUUUAUUUUAUUUUAUUUUUUAAACAAAUUAUUGUGUCAUUAAUUGAUUUAUGUGAAAUAAAAAUAUAUAUAAAUACAUAUUCCCCCUCCCAAAAAAUAUGAUAUUCCAAUUUAUCCAAACUCUUUUAAAUUCAAUUUUCUUCGAUAUCUUUUUAAGUUAAAUAUAUAAAAAAAAAUAUAUAUUAUGCCGUUAAAGCUUUUAACCUCCCCUUCCUCCCACUCUCCCUUCCUAUUCUUUAAUAAAAUUUUAAAAAAUUUUUAAUAUAUCACCAGUAUUCUAAAUGCAUGCAAAAAAAAUUGAAAUUAUGAAUUAAAAGUAAAUCCUAAAAGAAAAUGUCAUCCAUAUCUGCCUGGCUACCGUUAGCUAGGGCGGCUGCCAUUGGUUGGCUACCCAUAGCCGAACAUCCCUUACCUGUACCAGGUUACCUUUCGGCCCUUAGGCCGGCUGAUAAACCAAAAAGAUCGGAAGUUCAUUUUGAGUCAACUGACGAUAAGCAGCUGGAAGGAAUUACUAAAGGUUCUCAACCGUAUUAUCAUCAUUUGCAACAGAUUAGUAAGCCUUCAGAAUCUAGGCUGACAACAACAUAUGCCUCCGAUCAAAAAUUGAUACCUAACAUAGUUUUGUCGGAUAAUAACGGCUCCUCUCAAAUCAACCACAAAGUAUUUUCUUCAUCACCCGAUUCCGCUUUCGAUUCCAUAUCCAUAUCCCCUUUACCCACCACAUUUAUAUCCGCCGCCGAAGCCAUUACUUUCCCAUCUUCUGUUGAGUCGAUAUUACCUACGGUUAUAAUUUCCACACUGAGCAAUAUAGAAGAUAGCCUAUCGCAUAUGAUAGACACCUUUAAUUUUGAUUCGACGUUUAUAAGCGCCAUCUCCGCUGCUCAACCCGAUAAAAAAACCACUAUUCCAACGUCAACCAUAACUACCUCCACUUUAUUACGUAUAGCUCACGCCUCAUCGCCUCAUUUAAGCUACCCUUCAUCGCCUACCCCCUAUUUUCAAGACACUCACACUUCUCCCUACAAUAACUUACUAUAUGCCAGGAGUGUAGCAUCUUCUAGCAGCAGGCCUAUUUUCAAAUGUUGUUGCAAAUGUAAAUUUGACAAGGGAGGAAAAUUUAGACCAUGUCCCAACUGUUCCCUAUUAAACCAGCAAGAAGAUUCGAGCUCAUCAUUAGCAUCAUUCCCAUCCUCUUGGGAGGACAAAAUAUCUCUUAAUGUAGGAGGCAUACAUUUCGAAACUUCGCGAGAAACUUUAGAACGCUACCCUAAUACCCUACUAGGAUGCGACGAGAAAGAGUUUUUUUACGAUCCCGAAUUAAGCGAAUACAGUUUUGAUAGGGACCCUGAGCUAUUCAGGUAUAUUCUAGGUUAUUACAGGACGGGCAAACUGCAUUAUCCGAAACAAGAGUGUAUUGUAGCUUACGAAGAGGAAUUGGCAUUUUUCGGUAUACUUCCCGACAUAAUAUCGGAUUGCUGCUACGAGGAUUAUCGGGACCGUCGUAGAGAGAACCAAGAACGUCUAGGGGACGAUGAAACCCCAGGGGGAGAUAAGGAAUCUAUGCUUCAAAAUCCCAACGCGCCAGCUAUCGUUGUUCCUUCUAUUUCGGUCCGUAAAAAGAUGUGGAAGGCCUUCGAAAAUCCCCACCUCUCUACCUCCGCCUUGGUCUUCUAUUACGUGACCGGUUUCUUUAUAGCUGUCUCUGUACUGGCCAAUAUUGCAGAAACUGUGCCCUGCGGCUACAUUCCUUAUUACGCCUCAGCUAUUUCCACUAAUUCGCGCACUAAUAAUCCUCCUUCUUCUAAUAUCGUUCAUUCGUCUUUAUCUUCGUCACAUCUAUAUCAACAGCAACAAGCUGUAUCCUGUGGGGCUCGCUUUCACUUAGCAUUUUUCUGCCUCGACACAGCUUGUGUCAUGAUAUUCACCGUAGAAUACAUGUUGAGAUUGUACGCCGCUCCCGAUCGUUGCAAAUUCGCUCGGUCUGUCAUGAGUGUCAUAGACGUAGUUGCCAUAUUACCUUACUAUGUUGGGCUGGGCAUUAAAAAUGACAAUUUGAGCGGCGCUUUUGUGACUCUCAGAGUCUUCAGGGUUUUCCGAAUCUUUAAGUUUAGUCGGCACUCUCAGGGACUCCGGAUAUUGGGUUAUACCCUGAAGUCUUGCGCGAGCGAGUUAGGAUUCUUACUGUUUUCACUGACUAUGGCCAUCAUUAUUUUCGCCACCGUAAUGUUUUAUGCCGAGAAAAACGAGUCUAGAACAACUUUCACUAGCAUACCCGCCGCCUUUUGGUACACAAUUGUCACGAUGACUACUCUUGGGUACGGUGAUAUGGUUCCCAAGACGAUAACGGGUAAAAUAGUUGGAGGCGUUUGCUCAUUGAGCGGUGUAUUGGUGAUAGCAUUACCCGUUCCGGUUAUAGUCUCUAACUUCAGUCGAAUAUACCAUCAAAAUCAAAGGGCCGAUAAACGCCGAGCCCAAAAGAAUGCACGCUUAGCAAGAAUUCAUAUCGUCAAGAAUGCUGCUAAAGCUUCGCUCCUCCAACAAAAGCAUAACUUAGAAAAACUCAUUUCGAAUACAGCUGCCGAGGGUGUGAUAAUGUCCUCCAUAUCUAAACCAGAUUUGCUCAAAAUGCAACACCAUCAUUUACUCAAAUGCUUAGAAGCCAUAACCGAUAUUGAAUUUUUGGACGUUCAACCUCCAUCAUCGGAUAACCUCAUAGGAUCUAAUAAAUUUCGUAGGAUAUCACAUUAUUCUCCAUCUCAUCCACUUUUAAAAGGUUCUCAAACAUCUAGAGGAUCGACAGAUGCCACUUUAAGAUCUUCAAUUUCUCCUAGUGCGAAUAAUAGAUCACCUUUUCCUAAUUACCUACAAAGACAGCAAUUGAUGCAUCAAAAUAUACCUAAAGUUCAAAUCAAAAAGCCAACGUGGUAUUCCAAGAAUCCUAUGAUAAAUCCUCCCUUUUCGUCGCUUCUCAUAUCAAACUGCUGCAAAAAGAAAUCGAGGGAUAACAAUCUUAAGAAAAGCGAUCAUAUAUCCAGUCUAAGCCCUCCCUUAAACCCACUUAGUCAUAAAGUUAACAUAAAUGUAAGGCAAAUGAGCCACAACUUUAGGCCUUACAAAUCCUCGUUAUUAAUUAAUAACGCCUCAAUGACAGAUAAUCAAACUACAACUAACCAUUACUCCUCUCCAAAUCCUAUCUCUUCACAUCCCGAAAUCGCUCCUAAACAUACCGUGCUAACAGUCCCAGGCAUGAACAAUAACUCCCACGAAACAUUGCCUAUCUCGCAAACGGAAUUACACCUCAAUGAAUCUGACAAAUUUUUUCUUGAUAACGAGGGUUCUGAUUUCGGAGAAUUCUACGAUUAUGCCGAUGAUAGUCGUAACGAAUUCGAAAAAAGUUAUGGUAAUAAAAAUUCGUCCAAAAAAAGUUCGCUUUCUUUAUCUUCUCAUUUCGUAACGAAUAGUGAAUCCGGAAGCAAAAGUCACGACGAGAAAAAAAACAGGAAAAGAGGGAGUAAAGGAGAUGAUCCGGUGUAUUUCGACGAAAGCGAAGACAUACGGUUAUACAGAGUGAUAACAACCGUACCCUCGUUCAACAAUAAUAUUCGAUAUGAUAAAAAAUGAUGUAUAGUUGAGAAUUUAUCUUUUAUUUAAAACUUAUGGAUUCUCUUCGAAGAAAUUUAGAUAUACAAAUUAAAGAUCCAUUUUUUUUAAAAUUUUUUUUGUAAAUAGUUAAUAUCUCAGUUUCAUUUUUUUCUUCUUAAGCGGAAAUAGAAUACCCCCCCCCCCCAAGAUCAUUCCGACCGUUAUAUAAAUAUUGUGCUUGGAUAAUUUAUCUGCGUUCAAUUUUACAUUCGUGAUUUUUUAUUAAAAAUGAAGGAAAAACUUGUUAAUGAAUUUUUUUUAUUAUAACUUUUCUUCUUAUCUUAUUUUUUUUUAUUAUUAUCUUUCUUUUUACUUUUUUUUAAAAAAAAUUUUAUUUUUGUACUUCUUUCAUUUUUUUAAAAAAUAUUCUAAUCAUUUUUUUUAUCGAUAUUUUUUAAAUAAAAUUAUUAUACUUAUUAAAUUUAUUUAUAGGCUCUGAUUAUUAAAAUGGAAUG
Molecule: messenger RNA, 4145 nt
Organism: Gordionus sp. m RMFG-2023
Lineage: Eukaryota; Metazoa; Nematomorpha; Gordioida; Chordodea; Parachordodidae
Product: potassium voltage-gated channel protein Shal-like
Exons: 8
Coding region: 382-3669 (1095 amino acids)
Biological process (GO): protein homooligomerization; potassium ion transmembrane transport
Cellular component (GO): membrane; voltage-gated potassium channel complex
Molecular function (GO): A-type (transient outward) potassium channel activity; protein binding
Source: RefSeq, a predicted model, not a curated record